Molecule: messenger RNA, 460 nt
Organism: Botrytis cinerea B05.10
Lineage: Eukaryota; Fungi; Ascomycota; Leotiomycetes; Helotiales; Sclerotiniaceae
Exons: 1
Coding region: 175-402 (75 amino acids)
Source: RefSeq, a predicted model, not a curated record
GAACGUGCUUGAAAUCACCAUCAUGGCUCUUGAAUUUUAUACUGCAUCUUGUCGAGUCUCUCACCAUAGCCUCAAAACAAACCUUCCCUUUAUCUUCAUCUGUAUAGUCUCUCGGAUCGCAUCUGAGAACGAUUGAACGUGGGAGAAGUCACCAUCACGGCUCUUGAAUUUGCUAUGGUAUCUUGUCUUGUCUCUCGUCAUACCCAUACAACCCCUUUCCUGUAUCUUCAUAUGUAUGGUCCCUCUGACGCCGCCCAGGCAACCUGUUGUCCAAAAAGACAAUGCCCGGCCAGCUCUUAUGGUACCGUUGGUAUUGGUCUCCGCGCCGCGAAAUCGCUAACUACAUCAAUGGGAAACAAGAUAAGUGUUAACAGAAUGUUAACACAAGUUAUAUUUAUGUGAUUGAGUUGCACUGUCUAAAAGGGCGCGUUGAAGAAAAAAGAAGAAGUUUUUCUUCCCA